Messenger RNA from Kwoniella botswanensis, 1230 nucleotides. RefSeq lists its product as uncharacterized. Gene Ontology annotation, cellular component: mitochondrion. The transcript has 8 exons. The record is from RefSeq and is a predicted model, not a curated record. NCBI's taxonomy places the organism in Eukaryota, Fungi, Basidiomycota, Tremellomycetes, Tremellales, Cryptococcaceae. The coding region runs from base 1 to 1230 and encodes 409 amino acids. Gene Ontology annotation, biological process: protein dephosphorylation. Gene Ontology annotation, molecular function: [pyruvate dehydrogenase (acetyl-transferring)]-phosphatase activity.
AUGCUACUACGCUCGAUAACGUUCAUAGCCCCAAAGAGGGGCAUCGGGGUCAGAGGGGUACAUGAUUUUAUCAGGGGACCAACUCCAGGUGGUACGUAUAAAGUACCACUGAACAAUCCCAAGAUCAUAGGUGUAUAUUCAUCAAGAGGAAGUAGAGAGUAUCAAGAAGAUGCUGCCGUAGUGGGAUCUUUACAAUUACCUUCAUCUGAACUCCAGACUACUCUGAGAAAGCUAAAGUCUCCUGUUGAGUGGGAGCCCUCCACUGCAGGGUCGGAGUUCUUGGCUGGACAGGUAGCUGCUUUUGGGAUAUUUGAUGGCCACGGUGGUAAAGAAGUAUCGGCCUAUCUCAAAGACAACCUAUUCCAGCAGAUCGAAUCCGUCUCUUCAUCCGAUAUCCCAGAUCUAGUAGAAUGGACCAAAAAGAGACACGCGGGGUACUUCAAACGGUGGAGGGGCGGGGCAUUAUCGCGUUGGACAAGGUUCGCUUCGAACGGUCAGAAACCCGCUGAAGGCGAAUCGAUGACUUUGGAAGAAAGAUUGACCACGGCAUUUUUAAGUGCAGACAAAGUGGUAUUGGAAGAUAUAGAAAAAAGCAAGAGAUGUGGAUCGACAGCAUCGGUCGUCUUGCUCCAUUCGCUAGAUGAACCUGCUCAACCAUAUUGGGCAGCUAAGAAGUUGAGUCUAACAGUAGCGCAUUGUGGGGAUACUCGUGCACUGCUAUGCCAUCAACCUACGGGCCAAGUGAUCCCUCUCACCGAAAAGCACCAUGCGGAAUCCCGAGUAGAAGCCAGCAGGCUGAGAAGGAUGGGAGCCGAAUUGUUGGUUUCGGACAGUUUCGGUGAGAGUAGAUGGAUGGGUGUAGUGGAGAAUACCCGAGGCUUUGGCGAUGGUGAAUGGAAACCUUCAGGAGUGACUGUUGAGCCAGAGGUAACCAGUAGAGUGAUAGAUGGCCAUGAACACUCUUACCUGAUCCUACUCACCGACGGUCUGACUUCCCUUCUCUCAGAUCAAGAACUAGUGGACCUCAUCAGACACUCGUUCGACCCUACGCGAGCAGCAAAGACAAUCGUCCAUUUCGCUGAAGAUCUGGGUGCGUCGGACAACUGUACAGCCGUCGUGGUACCUCUACAUGGAUGGGGUCAUGUAGGUGGAGAAGAUACGACGAAAGAGAGGAGGGAGUGGAGGAGAAGGAGGUUUGGAGAGAUGAACACUAGGAUGCAGAGGAUGUGA